GUACCUUUUUUUUUUAAUUCCAUCCAUCUGGUGAUUUCAUCCUAGCGUCAAAGGAUCCACAGAAGAUGGCGAGCCCCGACCCGUGGACAAUCACCCCGGCGCAGCUUGGGCGCUACCUACCCAUGUUCAACGAGCUCCGGCCAGUCAAUGGGCAGGUUGCAGCCGAUCGCGCCCGUCCCUUCCUGCUGCAGUCCAAGUUGAGCAUGCAGGUGCUGGGCCACAUCUGGAACCUCGCCGAUCUUGACCGCGACGGCAAACUCACAGCGCAAGAGUUUUCCAUCGCCAUGUGUUUGGUUGAGGCCCAGUUGCGCGGCAUUCCUCCGCCGCCAACGCUGCCCCCAUCGCUCGCAGCUUCUUCGGCCGCGGCCAACGCGCACGGCGGCGGUCCUUUGAGUGCCGCUUCGCUGAUGGGUGCAUCGGCGGGUGGUUUGCCUGCUCCGAUGAUGCCCAUGAGCUCGACCCCAUUGAUCCCCACCCCAAGUGGCGGCGCCACCCCACUUGCACCUUCACCGCUCACUGGGCUUGCUCCGAUGAUGCCCACGCCAGUUUCAGGCGCGCCAAUUUCAGCCCCUGUAUCAGCAGUCGGCCCGUCGGUUCCUGCUGCUCCAGCGUUGUCGGCAUCAUCGUCUUUGGCUGCGGCCCCUGGUGCUGACGACUGGGGCAUUCCAGAUUCAGAUCGCAACCGCGCACGUCUUCGUUUCAACGAGCUCGAUCCCAAGCGCACAGGUUUCUUGACUUCCGUCAUUGCACGAGAUGAGUUGACCAAGUCACACCUCCACUAUUCGAUUCUCGGCCAGAUCUGGGCCCUGUCUGACUUGGAUGCUGACGGCAAGCUGACAAGCGACGAGUUUGUCAUUGCCAGCUACUUGGUCAACCUUGCCCGUGCCGGCCACCAACUGCCCCCGACAUUACCCGUGUCGCUCAUUCCGCCGUCCUUCCGCAAGCGGCUUGUUGCCAGUGGGGUUUUGCCCCCGACGGCUGCCGGCUUGCCUGCGUCGUCCGCUCCUUUGGGUGCCGCGAGUGCUGCAGCAACACCGACGCCAGCUGGCGCCCCGGCCGACGCUUCCUUGGUGUCUGGUGCUGGUGCUGGUGCUGGUGCUGGUGCUGCUCCUGUUCCUGUGCUCACAUCGUCCGUGCUUGACAAUGCUGAGGAUCGCAGGCGCGAAAACUUUUUGAAAGGCCAGGAAGAGCUGGAGCGUCGCCGCCGCGAGGCUGAAGAGGCCGAGCGCAAGCAACGCGAAGCUGCUGACGCGCGUCGCAAGGCUGAGGACGACGCCCGCCGCGAACGUAUUGAGAAGCAGCGCCAAGAGGAGGAGCGCCUUGUCACGCUUGCACGUGAAAAGGAAGCUGCGCGUCAAGCUGAGCUCGAGCGCGAACGCGAGGCACUCAAGCGCAAGGAGCAAGAAAAGAUGGCCGCCGAAGCGUUCUUUGCGUGGCGCAGCGCUCGCCUCGCAUUCUUGACGCAAAUGAAAAAUUCCGAGCAAGAGUCCCUUGCCGCCCUCCAGGCUCGCUCGGAGAGCUUGGACUCGUCGCUUGCCAGCGUCAAGUCCCGACUCGAAACCGCCACUCGGCGGUUUGCGCAAUGCAAGGAGGAGCUUCAAACAGAGCGCAUCGAUCUCGAGGCUGUCGAAGAGUCUGCGCAAGAAAAGCGUCUCGAGGCAGCCCGCAAUCAACAGAUGCUCUACGACAUUGAGCGCCAAACGCUCAUGCAGCGCGAAAACAAGAAGGCUGCAAGCCUCAUGAUCAGUGGCGGAGCCGGCAGUCCGUCCAUCUCGGCCGCUGCCAGCGCUGCACAGGUUCAGCAGCUGACAGAGCAGCUGAGCCUGCUCAAGCCGCAGCUUGUGACGCUGCAGAACGACCUCACUGCGCUCAAGCCCAAGGUGACCCAGCGCAAGGCUGAUUUGUCGUCGCUGACCACCGAUUUGACCGUCAUCCAGGACAUGCGCGCGCAGCAGCAACAGCGCCAGACUGUUCUCAAGACCCGAAAGGCUGAUCUCGACAAGAACGAUUCCCAGCGCCAAGAGUACAACCGUCGCAAGAAGAUUGAGGGCGAGCGUCAAGCUGCAGCUCACCGUCGUCAAGAGGAGGCCAAAAAGAAACAGCAGCAAGACCAGCUGCAGCGUGAAAAGGAGGCCAAGGAGCGCGAGGCAAGAGAACGCGAGACCAAGGAGCGCGAAGCAAAGGAGAAGGAGGCGGCAAAGCAAAAGGCAGCGGCUGCUGCUGCCGCCGCUACCGCUGCUACCGCUGCUGCUGCUGCUGCUGCAGCAGCAUCUGCAGUUUCAGCGACUUCGGCCAAGCCUGCACGCCCUGCCCCGCCGGGCAGCAAAUCGCCAGCGGCAGCUUCGGACAAGCCUCUCAAGCUGGCACCCAAGCCGCCCGGUGUUGCUGCCAAUGCCGCUCCCGCCCGAAAGCUGGAUGUCUUUAUCGCCCAGUUCCCGUACACGGCUGGCAACGACGAUGAGCUGUCCUUCAACCCCGAUGAUGUCAUCUUGCUGGUCAACAAGCAAGACGACGACUGGUGGGAAGGCGAACUGAACGGCAAGGUCGGUCUCUUCCCUUCCAACUAUGUUCGCAUUGCAGAGCCUCACGAAAUCCCGGCUUCAAUCAAGUCUGGAUCUUCAGCUGCUGACGACAAGAAGCGCAAGCAGGAAGAGGAGCUUUUGCGCAACGCUGCUGAUCUCGCCAAGCUCGAGGAGGAAAAGCGCAAAAAGAAGGCUGCCGACGACGAGCGCGCUCGCAAGGAGGCUGAGGAAGCCGCCCGGAAAAAGAAGCAGGAAGAAGAAGAAGCUGCGCGCAAGAAGAAGCAACAGGAGGCCGAGGAGGCUGCUGCCCGCAAAAAGAAGGAAGAGGCAGAGGAAGCUGCUCGCAAGAAGAAGCAGGCCCAAGAAGCCGAAGCCGCCGCCGCCGCUGCUGCCGCCACCGCUGCUGCUGCUGCCGCCGCCGCUGCCGCUGCCAAACCCGCUGGAGAGCAAGUCAAGGCGCUGUACGACUACAAGGAUGAGCAGUCUUCGCUCGUCUUCAAGGAGGGCGACAUUCUGCUUGUUUCGGCCAAGCACGAUGACGGCUGGUGGAGCGGCUCGCUGAACGGUGUCGAGGGCAUGUUCCCUGCAUCGUACGUUGAGCCACAUGUCGCCGCGCCCGCUGCCUCCGCUGCUGGUGACCAGUACGUUGCUAUUCACGCCUUCCCUCGGGAGCGUGACGACGACCUUGCCCUGAACGUCGGCGAUGUUGUGUCUGUGAUUGACAAGUCGGGCGAGUGGUGGCAAGGCACGCUGCGUGGCCAGACUGGCUGGUUCCCCGGCAAUCACGUCGAGAAGCACACGCCGGCCGCUGCCGCUGCAGCACCACCCGCCGUUCCUGGCGGUAAAACCAAGGCCGCUGCCGCGAUUGCCACUGCAGUCACCCCUUCGUCGUCGACGUCAUCGGACGCGACCAGUGGGUCGGGCAAGCCGCUGAUUGGCAAGGUCAUUGCCGCUCACACACCCAGCUCGGACAGUGAGAUCGCCCUGACCGUCGGAUCCCUUGUGCAAAUCAUCCAGCGCCUGCCCGACGGUUGGUGGGAGGGCACGGUUGCCGCCAAGGGCCAGAAAGCUCAAACUGGCUGGUUCCCCGGCGACUGCGUUCAGCUCAUGGAAAAGAAGGGCGAGAAGGCUGGAUCUUCCAACAGCUCCACGGUGGGCGCCCCUGCUCGGCCACCGGCUGCUGCGGCCAGCACACUUCCUCGCACCAACUCCGAGUCGUCAUUUGUCUCCGAGGCGCCUCCUCAAGUUCCCACCAAAGGCGCGUCGGCUGCAGCAGGAGCGGACGCUUCAGGCGCUACUCCAGCCAAGGUCAUUGUUGCCUAUCAUGCGCAGAACGAUGGCGAGCUGUCCCUCACUGCCGGCCAGCUCAUCAAGAUCACUCAGGUCACCGACGACGAAAUGUGGCACGGCACCGUCAUUAGCAAGAACCAGAAGGUCAGCGGCUACUUCCCGCGCAAGUGCGUGCAAGUCAUGGUGAAGGGCGCGCGUCCCGUGUCAAUGAUGCCUCAAGACGAGGAACGUGCGGUUGCCAAGUUCUCGUAUGUUGCUCAAAACGCCGACGAGCUCACUCUGAAGGAGAAUGACGUUGUCAUUGUCAAGUCCAAGAAGGAAGAUGGCUGGUGGGAAGGCGAGCUCAACGGUCGCGUUGGUCUCUUCCCCGCCAACUACGUCGUCAGCACGGAAGUGAAUCGCAAGAACCUUGUUUUUGAGGAACUGGAUUGGACGGAAACGGUUGAUCCAGACCUUGUAGCGGACCUUUCCCCGUCCGAAAUCAAGCGCCAAAAGCUAUUGUAUGAGCUCUCAGUCACAGAGGAGGCAUAUGUCCAAGACUUGCAGCUCGUUGUCAAGCUCUACGAGGAGCCCAUCAAGGCCAAAAACCUGCUCACUCCCGACGAGUUUGAGACUCUUUUCAUCAACUGGGAUACAUUGCUCAGUCUGAAUGAGGCGCUGUCGGUCGCUCUCAAGAGCAAUCGCACCGCGAACGACGGCUUUUCGAGAGGCGCCAGCAAAAUCUUGCUCGAGUCGAUCAAAAGCAUGACCACGCCGUACAUGAAAUUCUGCUCGCGGCAGUCGCGAGGCAUGGCGUUGCUCCAGAACAAGGAGACUCCGCAGUUUACGCAAUUCUUGAAGAAAACGCUCAAAGACCCUCGCUCUGGCAGUCUGCCAUUGAUCAGUUUCCUGCUAAAGCCGAUGCAACGCAUUUCCAAGUAUCCCCUGCUGUUUAAGGGAAUCUUGCAGCACACUCCUCAAGGCCACGAAGAGUACGCCGCUCUUAACGCAGCACUUGAAGAGAGCAACAAAAUGUUGGGCAUUGUCAACGAGCACAUUCGCCUGAUCGAGUCCGAGGACCGUCUCAAGCGAAUCCAGGACACGCUUGUGGUUGACGGCUUGACCGAGAAACUCGAACUGGCGUCCGACACGCAUUCGCUCGGCCCCCGCAUGUUCAUUUACGAAGGCGUUCUGAUCAAGCACAAGAAUGGCAAGGAACUUUACGUCUUCCUCUUUAACGAUUUGAUUGUCAUGUCCCGGCGACGACCAAACCCGGUGCUCGAAGGCAAGGUUCCCACCGACCAGGCGUUCACCUAUCAGCUGUAUCGAAAGCCAAUCAAUCUCAGCAGCGUGGCUGUCAAGAGCAUGCCUGACGAUCCGCGAGGAAGCUUCCUGUUUUCCAUCACGCACGCCGAAGGCACUAUGCUUCUUCGUGCAGAAACCGCGAAAAGCAAGACACUGUGGAUGGAAAAGAUUGAGAAUGCCGUCAAGUACUAUCUCGAGGUUGAGCGCAACCGUCUCGAGAGCUUCCAUUCACGCGCAAAGGUCAGCACCAAGGUGGGCGAGCUCAACUUGACGAUCAUUCAAGGCAUCAAUUUGAUGGGCAUGGACGCCAAUGGAUUGAGCGAUCCUUUCUGUGUCAUCAAGAUUAGCGGCCAGGAGCAGCGAACAAGAGUGCUCAAAAUGACGCUCAAUCCCAAAUGGGAUUCAACCCACACGUUCGAUAUUGCAAGUCUCGACGACAAGCUGCGAAUUGAAGUCUACGACCAGGACGAGUACUCGACCGAUGAUAGCAUCGGUGACAUGGAGCUCAAUCUGAAAGAUUUUGUAAACACUGACCACCGCACCAAGCUUCGACGCCCGUUGCGACACGUUCAACGUGGCGAACUGAUGCUGCAAAUUGAAUUGCGUCUAUCUGGCGCUCACUAAAAUUCAACGGCAGUUACUUCCCCCUCCCACUUCACAUAUAUACACUCGUUAUCUAUGAUCCGUGCUUUUUUCAUGUUUGAAGAGCCAUCCUGUGGGUUCUUUUCCGCGUUACUUUUGUGAAUUACAAACCCCCCUCUAACGCCGUGACUCGCGUCCCUUCAUUCUUGCC
Messenger RNA from Capsaspora owczarzaki ATCC 30864, 5889 nucleotides. RefSeq lists its product as hypothetical. Gene Ontology annotation, biological process: positive regulation of Rho protein signal transduction. Lineage: Eukaryota; Filasterea; Ministeriida; Capsasporidae. Gene Ontology annotation, molecular function: guanyl-nucleotide exchange factor activity; calcium ion binding; protein binding. The record is from RefSeq and is a predicted model, not a curated record. The transcript is spliced from 12 exons. The coding region runs from base 66 to 5720 and encodes 1884 amino acids.